AUGAGGAAUCUCUCCAUAGUGACUCAGUUUAUCUUGCUCGGCAUCCCAAACACAGAGGGCCUGGAAACCAUGCUCUUUGUCCUGUUUUUAUCUUUUUACAUCUUCACCCUGAUGGGAAACAUAUUGAUCUUACUGGCGAUUGUCUCCUCCAGUCGGCUUCAUACGCCCUUGUACUUCUUCCUAUGUAAGCUAUCUAUUUUUGACAUAUUCUUCCCUUCUGUGAGCUCUCCCAAGAUGCUGUUCUACCUCUCAGGUCACAGCCGAGCCAUCUCCUAUGCAGGCUGUGUGUGCCAGCUCUUCUUCUACCAUUUCCUGGGUUGUACUGAAUGUUUCCUGUACACAGUGAUGGCCUAUGACCGCUUUGUUGCCAUAUGCUAUCCUCUACGUUACUCAGUAAUUAUGAGCCACAGAGUAUGUGCCAUCCUGGCCACGGGGACAUCUUUUUUUGGCUGUAUUCAGGCUACCUUUCUAACUACACUCACAUUCCAGUUGCCCUACUGUGGCCCUAAUGAGGUGGACUACUACUUCUGUGACAUCCCUGUGAUGCUAAAGCUGGCUUGUGCAGACACAUCAGUUCUGGAGAUGGUGGGGUUCAUCAGCGUGGGCCUGAUGCCUCUCAGCUGCUUCUUUCUCAUUCUCACCUCCUAUAGUUGCAUCAUAUGUUCUAUUCUGCAGAUCCGCUCUGCUGAGGGCCGGCGUGGGGCCUUCUCCACCUGCAGUGCCCACCUCACUGCCAUCUUGUUUUUCUACAUGCCAGUGGUCCUCAUUUAUUUAAGGCCAACCCCAAGCCCUUGGCUGGAUGCAACUGUUCAGGUCUUAAAUAAUCUGGUCACCCCUAUGCUGAACCCAUUGAUCUAUAGUCUCAGGAAUAAAGAGGUGAAAUUGUCACUGUGGAAGAUCCUAUAUAACCCUGGUUUCCUUCCUGAGAAGUUGUAA
Messenger RNA from Psammomys obesus (fat sand rat), 936 nucleotides. Its product is annotated as olfactory receptor 149-like. Gene Ontology annotation, biological process: G protein-coupled receptor signaling pathway. NCBI's taxonomy places the organism in Eukaryota, Metazoa, Chordata, Mammalia, Rodentia, Muridae. Gene Ontology annotation, cellular component: membrane. Gene Ontology annotation, molecular function: olfactory receptor activity; G protein-coupled receptor activity. The record is from RefSeq and is a predicted model, not a curated record.